AUGGCGCGCAAAAUCAUCUGCUCCCUCUGGCUCUGCACUGGUGUCUUCAUCAUCAUUGCCACGCUGCUUCGCUGCAUUCUUUGCCUGCAGGAUGCACAGUCCAUCAACCUGGGCACCAUCUGGUCAAUCAGAGAAACAUUCGUCGGCAUCCUAGCUGUCAACGCCCCAGUCUUGGGUCCCUGGAUCGCCAAAAACGCCUCAGCGGUGCGUUCCCGCACCUCCAAGAACCGCUCGAAGACGGGCGGCCAGGAGUCCGCCAACCACAUCGUCACGAUUGGCGCGAAGGAGAGCACCCACCGCCUGGACCGCCUUACAAAAGACGGCCGCCGGGGUCUGGGGUGGACUGAAAUUGACAACGACAGCGAGGAGCGCAUCAUGAAGACGCAGAACGAUGUCGCUGUCUCGGCGAAGCGUUCGGACGAGGAGCUCAACCGUGAGGUCAGUCCCAACGGUAUCCAUGUCAAGACGACCUUCCAAGUUUCUGGAUGA
Molecule: messenger RNA, 489 nt
Organism: Colletotrichum chrysophilum
Lineage: Eukaryota; Fungi; Ascomycota; Sordariomycetes; Glomerellales; Glomerellaceae
Exons: 3
Coding region: 1-489 (162 amino acids)
Source: RefSeq, a predicted model, not a curated record